UCGUGGUGAAAAAAAAUUUUUGUAAACAAUUAGGAAUCAACGCUUGUGUUUUUUUUAAUUUCCCUGCAAUUUUAGUUGUCCAGACGAGCCCACCAUGUUCGAACGCAACCAGAAGACCAUCUUUGUGCUGGACCACACCCGAUACUUCAGCAUCGCCAGCGAAGAGUACAUCUCGAUGGACUUCCUAAAGGGAAAACCGUCUGCAGACGGCGGCGCAACAGGAGCGGCGGGAAAUGCUACCGGCGGCGGUGGAUCCCAAUUCAGCAAGAGCCUUUGGACAUGCGCCUGCGAAUCCUCCAUCGAGUACUGCCGCGUGGUCUGGGAUCUCUUUCCCGGCAAAAAGCAUGUGCGGUUCAUUGUCUCGGACACGGCGGCGCAUAUCGUGAACACCUGGAGUCACAGCACACAAAAUAUGUCGCACGUGAUGAACGCAAUGGUAAUGGUGGGCGUCCCAUCACGCAACGUAGCAACAUCUUCAGACUACUCGGUAAUCCAUGGCCUGCGAGCCGCCAUCGAAGCGCUGGCGGAGCCCACAGAUGAGCAGUUGGCGGCUAUGGCCGACCUUGGGACCGACGAACUGCCGCGCAUUCCCAACAAGGGUCGCGUCAUUUGCAUCACCUCGGCGCGGGACAAUACCAGCAUGAAGAGCUUAGAAGACAUCUUUAACACAGUGCUGGUGCAACAGAACGCCCUAGCCGCGCCACCAGCCAAGAAGGGACUGGUCAUCGACCAUUGCCACCUGGUUAUCCUCAACAUUGUGCCGCUAGGCGUCGAAUCGCUGGUCACUAAUCGCAGCCUGCUCAAGAUCUCGCCGCUGCUGGACGUCGAGAUCCACACAGUCAGUGCCCCGGAUAUCUCGUACAAGCUGACGCACCUCAUACUGAAUCAUUAUGACCUAGCCAGUACCACGGUGACCAACAUACCCAUGAAGGAAGAGCAGAACGCCAACUCCAGCGCCAACUACGAUGUGGAAAUCCUGCACAGCCGUAGGGCCCACUCCAUCACCUGUGGUCCAGAUUUCAGUCUACCCACGAGCAUCAAACAAGGCGCCACAUACGAAACGGUGACUCUUAAGUGGUGCACACCACGCGGUUGCGGCUCUGCUGAUCUACAGCCCUGCCUGGGUCAAUUCCUCGUGACACCGGUGGACGUCACCUCGCGGCCCAGUUCAUGCUUGAUUAACUUUCUGCUUAACGGACGCUCAGUCUUGCUGGAAAUGCCGCGCAAGACCGGCUCGAAGGCCACCAGCCAUAUGCUGUCUGCUCGCGGUGGCGAGAUCUUUGUGCAUUCCCUGUGCAUCACGCGUUCCUGCAUGGAUGAGGCACCAUCCAUUACUGAUGGCCCCGGGGGACGCGUCUCGGACUAUCGCACCGCCGAACUUGGUCAACUGAUCAAGAUGUCGCGCAUGGUUCCGCUAAAGGUUAAGGAUCCAUCUGCUCCGCCUUUGGCGCGCCGGCUGCCACGCUACUUUCCUCUGACUACCAGCUCUUCGAUACUGUUCCAUCUACAGCGCCAUAUCAAUUGGCUACCGCAUUUUCUUCAUAUUUUGGUCAAGGAGGACAUGGAUAAGCAAGACGAGGUGCGGUGCCAGCAGCACAUUCACGAACUGUACAAAAGCGCCUCGCGUGGCGAUGUUCUACCAUUUACACACACCAAUGGAGCAAGACUAAAGCUUUCCAAGGCAAAGGACCAGUAUCGCUUGCUGUAUAGGGAACUGGAGCAACUUAUCCAACUCAAUGCCACCACAAUGCAUCAUAAAAAUCUUCUGGAAAGCCUACAGAGUUUGCGGGCCGCAUACGGUGAUGCCCCGCUGAAGUCGGAACCAGGAGCCAGUCUCCUGCGCUCUUACACGGAAUCCCCACUCUCUCCUGAACGCCUGGAGCCCAUCACUAGCGGCAGUGCUAGUGGCAGCAGCAACUCCAAUAGCCUUCUCAAGGCCAGCAAGCGUCGCAUGUCUAGUUGUGGGCAAAGGUCCCUGUUAGAUAUUAUAUCCUCAGCAGAGCGAAGUCAGUCCAACAAAAGAUUGGACUUCUCGGGACGCCUUUGCACUCCGUUGGGUCAAGUGGCCAAGCUGUACCCGGAUUUUGGAAACAAGGACAAAGACUCCGUUGUGACGGCGGCCAGUAUUACGCCCAAUGUUAAGGAGGAAUCAGUACGCAGUUAAAAUGGCACGGAGGAACACGAAUUUCAGCCGGGACUGUAGUUUUUAUUUAUAAAAAAAAAACAAUAAUUUCCUUAAACAAAACUUAGUGUACGGUUUAAUAGGACUUAAUUUAAAUGUUGCAAUCAAGUAUUUUUCUGUGAGUUUCGGCUCCCAUUUGGCUAAUUUGAAAGGUUUGUUAAUUACCUUCAUAUAACCGAUUUUUAAAGAGUGCGACAGCAUUUUUGUGGAAAAACACAUUAUAAUUCCUUUAUUUAAACUGCCUCAACUUGGAUUAGUUUAUGAUUUAGACUGUAUGUUUAGCUUAAGCAAAUAUUUUCAUGGGGCGAUGAUUUUUUCUAAACUUGAUUGUGAUCUUUGCCACGGUAAUAAACAUUUUUAAACUUAAGAGAACUACAA
Drosophila erecta is the source of this 2560-nucleotide messenger RNA. RefSeq names its product protein asunder (gene asun). Gene Ontology annotation, biological process: centrosome localization; regulation of mitotic cell cycle. The transcript is spliced from 3 exons. NCBI's taxonomy places the organism in Eukaryota, Metazoa, Arthropoda, Insecta, Diptera, Drosophilidae. The record is from RefSeq and is a predicted model, not a curated record. Bases 95 to 2164 code for a protein of 689 amino acids. Gene Ontology annotation, cellular component: integrator complex.